AUGUGGUUUGGCUCCGCUCUGGCGUUUCUUCCAGCGUUGUGGCUGGGGCGGAGCAGCGGAAUGAGGGCGCCUUCGCAAAAUCCUGCGCAUCCUGAGCUUCGCGACGCAUAUCGCGUGGAGGACCUUGAAAGCCGAGAAGCCACAGAUCACUGGUGGCUCCCCUUCGUUGCUGGAGUCGUCGUGGGAGGUGUCACCUCCCUGGGCCCGGCACUGGGCGUUCCCGCCGCGCGGGCGGCCGACUUGGUGAACGGGGAGGCCAUCUUUGAUGCUCGGCGAGCCAUCCGGAACUGGGCAGUUCCACGUUAG
Messenger RNA from Cladocopium goreaui, 306 nucleotides. NCBI's taxonomy places the organism in Eukaryota, Dinophyceae, Suessiales, Symbiodiniaceae. The record is from the annotation of a GenBank genome assembly.